AUGCCCGCCGUCAACGGUACCGCGCCUGCUGAGGUGCUCGACUACAAGACCGCUCUCGAGGUCCUGAAGAACGACUACACCGAGUACGAUGGCAUCGAUGUCCACACUCUUGUCGACUCCAAGCGGAAUGGUGGUCUCACCUACAAUGACUUCCUGGUCCUGCCCGGCUACAUCGGCUUCCCCGCUUCCGAGGUCACCCUUGACUCGCCCAUCACCAAGCGCAUUACCCUGAAGACGCCCUUCCUUUCGUCUCCCAUGGACACUGUCACCGAGCACAACAUGGCCAUUCACAUGGCUCUGCUUGGUGGUCUCGGUGUCAUCCACCACAACUGCUCCAUGGAAGACCAGGCCGAGAUGGUCCGCAAGGUCAAGCGCUACGAGAACGGCUUUAUCCUUGACCCCGUCGUCAUCUCCCCCAAGACCACCGUCGGCGAGGCCAAGGCCCUCCGCGACAAGAACGGCUUCGGUGGUUUCCCCGUCACCGAGACCGGUACUCUCCGCUCUAAGCUCAUUGGAAUCAUCACCCCUCGUGACAUCCAGUUCGAGAAGAACCUCGAUCUCCCCGUCACCGAGGUCAUGUCCACUGAUCUCGUUACCGCCGAGACCGGCAUCUCCCUCGAGGGUGCCAACGAGCUCCUCCGUACCUCCAGGAAGGGCAAGCUCCCCAUCGUUGACGGCGAGGGCAACCUGGUCGCUCUUCUCUCUCGCUCCGACUUGAUGAAGAACUUGAACUUCCCUCUGGCUUCCAAGCUUCCCGACUCGAAGCAGCUCAUCUCUGCUGCCGCCAUCGGCACCCGCCCCGAGGAUAAGAUUCGUCUCCAGAAGCUUGUUGACGCUGGCCUGGACAUUGUCAUCCUCGACAGCUCCCAGGGUAACUCGAUGUACCAGAUCGAGAUGAUCAAGUACAUCAAGGAGAAGUACCCCGGCCUGGACGUCAUCGGCGGUAACGUCGUUACCCGCGACCAGGCUGCUGCUCUCAUUGCUGCGGGUGUCGACGGUCUCCGUAUCGGCAUGGGUAGCGGAAGUGCUUGCAUUACCCAGGAGGUCAUGGCUGUUGGUCGCCCCCAGGCCACCUCCGUCUACAACGUCACUCGUUUUGCCGCUCGUUUCGGCGUUCCUUGCAUUGCCGACGGCGGUAUCCAGAACGUCGGCCACAUUGUCAAGGGUCUUGCCAUGGGUGCUACCACCGUCAUGAUGGGUGGUCUGCUUGCCGGUACCACUGAGUCUCCUGGCCAGUACUUCGUCAGCCGUGAGGGUCAGCUUGUGAAGGCCUACCGUGGCAUGGGUUCUAUCGAUGCCAUGGAAGACAAGAAGGCCGGCGCCGGUGGCGCUGAUGCCAAGGCCAGCAACGCCGGUACCGCCCGUUACUUCUCUGAGGGUGACAGGGUCCUGGUUGCUCAGGGUGUCUCUGGCUCCGUCCUCGACCGUGGUUCCAUCACCAAGUUCCUGCCCUACCUCCAGGCUGGUGUCCAGCACUCGCUUCAAGACAUGGGUAUCACCAGCCUGACUGAGCUGCGCGAGAACGUCCAGGCGGGUAAGGUUCGCUUCGAGCUCCGCACUGCCAGUGCCCAGGCCGAGGGUAACGUCCACGGCCUGCACAGCUUCGACAAGAAGCUCUACUCCUAA
Molecule: messenger RNA, 1626 nt
Organism: Lasiodiplodia theobromae
Lineage: Eukaryota; Fungi; Ascomycota; Dothideomycetes; Botryosphaeriales; Botryosphaeriaceae
Product: Cystathionine beta-synthase core
Exons: 3
Coding region: 1-1626 (541 amino acids)
Biological process (GO): GTP biosynthetic process
Cellular component (GO): cytoplasm
Molecular function (GO): IMP dehydrogenase activity
Source: RefSeq, a predicted model, not a curated record